AUGCAGCUCCUGAUCCUCGCCAUGCUGGUCGCCGGGGCAGCAGCAGCAGCCUUACAGGGAGGGGAACGCAUAGUCCCUGGUGGGAAGCCCUGCAUCCCCGGCUCCCGGCCCUACCAGGUGGCUCUCGUGAAGGACGGCCACAUCCACUGCGGCGGGAGCCUGGUAGAGAAGAAGUGGGUGUUGACUGCCGCGCACUGCAACAAAGACCUCGGGUCAGUGCGGGUGCAUCUGGGGGAUUAUAAUCUGAGGACAAACGAAGGCACAGAACAGUUUCGAAGAGUUAAAAAUGUCAUUGUGCACCCGGAGUAUAAUCGACGCCCCCGGGACAACGACUUCAUGCUCCUGGAGUUGGAUGAACCAGCUGAACUCAACAACGACGUGAAAACAAUCAGCCUGGCAACCCAGUGUCCUGCGCCUGGAACAAAGUGCAUCAUGUCAGGAUGGGGCUCCAUCACAUCCCCCCAAUUGACCUUCCCCAAUGAAUUACAGUGCGUAGAGCUCUACAGUGUCAGCCAGGACAGCUGCAAGGAGCGUUACAGGGGCUUGAUCACAGAGAACAUGCUCUGCGCUGGCGUGGAAGAGGGCGGCAGAGACUCAUGUGAGGGCGAUUCCGGAGGCCCACUGGUCUGCGACGGGAUAUUGCAGGGCGUGGUCUCCUGGGGAACAGACGUCUGUGCCCUGCCAAAACGACCUGGGGUCUACGCCAAUGUCUGCAAAGCCGUCCAGUGGGUGACGGACACCAUAAGGGACAGGCCCAACUAAUAGGACUGAGGUCUCAAAGCACGUCAGUCUGGAGUGAGCAGGAGUGGUUCAGAAAUCCAAUUUGCUUUAGAAUCUCGGGAUUGUCCAGACAACCUGCUAUUCUCAUCCUGAAAUCCAACUGACGACUUUGAGGUGGGUUUCCAGAUCAAGAGAUUGAAUUAAAUGUUUGGCCCGGGUCUAC
Pelodiscus sinensis (Chinese soft-shelled turtle) is the source of this 943-nucleotide messenger RNA. The record is from RefSeq and is a predicted model, not a curated record. NCBI's taxonomy places the organism in Eukaryota, Metazoa, Chordata, Testudines, Trionychidae.